AUGUCUUCCUCCGCCCCCGCGGCGCCGUCGCUGACGCGCGGCCUGCGCGUGCAGCGCGACCUGCUGCUCAUGCCGCUCCUCAUCCUCGGCUACGGCAUGCAGUUCUGGGACAAGGCCGUGCUCGGCUCGGCGGCGCUCUUCCAGAUCAUCCCGGACCUCGGCCUGCAGGGCAAGCGCUUCAGUACCGCCAGCAGCAUCUUCUACCUCGGCUACCUCGCCGGCGCGCCGCCCAUGGCCUUUCUCGCCGGGCGCAUGCGCCUCAACGUCUUUCUCGGCGCCAGCAUCGCCGCGUGGGGCGCCGUGCUGAUGCUCACGCCCGCCGUGCACAACUGGCAGGGCAUGUAUGCGCAGCGCUUCUUCCUCGGCUUCAUCGAGGCCAGCGUGUCGCCCGGCUUUGUGGCCGUGACGCGCAAGUGGUACACGCGCGAGGAGCAGACGGUGCGGCUGGGCGUGUGGUACUCGGCGACGGGCCUCUUCUCCAUCGUGUCCGGCCUGACGAACUUCGGGCUGGGGCAGACCAACACGUCGCUGCGGCCGUGGAUGAUCCUCUUCCUCGUGCCGGGCGCCUUCACCAUCGUGCUCGGCCUGCUCUUCCUCGUGCUGCUGCCGCCUUCGCCCAGCGAGGCGCCCGUGCUGCGCCUGCGCGGCUACAACGUCUUCACCGACGAGCGCCGCAACGCCCUCGUCCACGCCGUGCGCACCAACCUCACCGGCGAGGGCAAGGCGAGCCUCUCGGCACACGAGGUACGCAAGGCGCUGCUCGACCCCAAGAUGUGGCUCUUCUUCCUCAUCGCCACCGCCAUCUACGUUUGCAAUGGUGCGGUCACAGUAUUCGGCCCACAAAUAGUCAAGCUCGUGUGGGGAGCGACUUCGGCUCGUGCACUGGCGCUGCAGGCUCCGGGCGGCGCCAUGACGGCCGUGGCGAUCUACAUCUGCAUCGUGAUCGCUCGUCGGGUGCGCAACACCCGCAUUCUGCUCCUCGUGCUGUCCUGCCUGCCGGUCAUUGCCGGCGCGGCCAUGAUCUGGCGCGGCAACUGGCAGACGCGUACGCCGUACGUCGGCUACCUUCUGCUGCCCAUCUUCGGCGCGCCGUUCGUCAUGCUCCUCGCCGUGGCGUCGGCCAAUGUCGUCGGCCCGACGCAGCAGGCCAUCGCUACCGCCGUCAUCUUCGUCGGCUACUGCUGCGGCAACUUUGCCUCGGGCUACAUUCUCAUUCCCGCCGAGGCGCCCGCGCACUACCCGACGACGUGGAAGAUCGUCAUCGGCGUCAUGUGCGCCACGAUUGGCCUUGCGCUGCUGCUGCUCGCCGUGCUGGUGCGCGAGAACAAGGUGUACGCGGCGGAGCAGCAGGCUGCGGGCCCCGUCAAGGGCGCUGCGCACGACGACGCUGCCUCGGCGACGGAGGGCUACGAGACGCGCGAGAAGAACGACGCCGACACCGACUCGCAAUUGAGCGCCGCCGCAUGGGAGGAGAAGCACCGCCUCUCGUUCCGCAACCAGUACUAG
Messenger RNA from Tilletiopsis washingtonensis, 1506 nucleotides. RefSeq names its product MFS general substrate transporter. The record is from RefSeq and is a predicted model, not a curated record. Gene Ontology annotation, cellular component: membrane. Gene Ontology annotation, biological process: transmembrane transport. Gene Ontology annotation, molecular function: transmembrane transporter activity. Bases 1 to 1506 code for a protein of 501 amino acids. The transcript is spliced from 6 exons. Lineage: Eukaryota; Fungi; Basidiomycota; Exobasidiomycetes; Entylomatales.